This is a messenger RNA of Pseudoliparis swirei, 1474 nucleotides long. RefSeq names its product usherin. The record is from RefSeq and is a predicted model, not a curated record. Bases 296 to 787 code for a protein of 163 amino acids. The transcript has 6 exons. Lineage: Eukaryota; Metazoa; Chordata; Actinopteri; Perciformes; Liparidae.
CGCUCUAGGAAACAUUCAGGAGACAUGGGGACAUUUUUUCUCCUCGUCCGUAAAAGUACCACGGAGUAAAAUAUUGAUGGGGCGACAGGUGUGAUCCUUAAAACACCCGGCAGGUCCUUUUUUUAAAAAAAACCCUUUUUCUGAUCGAUGCAUCACACAGCGAGGGGCUGCCAGCACCCCCGCCGCAGGCCGAACCACGGACCUCAGUACUGAUUCACCGAGCCUCCCUCCUCCUGCAGGAGGUGGAGGUCAGGGAGGUCAGCCGGUGGUCCGGGAGCUGUGGUUCAUCGUGUUGAUGGCGGCCAUCGGCCUGCUGCUGCUCGCCAUCGUGUUAGGCGUCACGCUCCAUAAGGCCCUGAACAAAUCCCCCUUCACCAGGGAGAGACCCCCGCUGGUGGCCCCGCCCACCACCAAGAGGAGCCACAUGGCCAUCUACCCAACCAGCAACUCUCUUUUGUUUGAAACGGUGCCCGACACGACGGGCUUCUCCAACAGCGUGACGCUGAAGGGGUUCACCAUGAAGAUGGAGGAGGUGCUGGGGGCUAAAGGUGAGCCCGUUGACAAGCUGCCUCCACAAGAGCUGGAGAUCCUGAGCGUGAACUCUCUGCGGCGCAGCGUCAGCCAGAUGAUGGACGGGAAGUCGAUGACGGGAGACGAAGCGUGGGACCCCAACAUCUCCGGCCACGACAGCGGGAUGUUCAUGGACGACGAGGAAUUCGUCGACACCGUCAAAGGGUUCAGCACGGUGAGGAAGGAGCACACCAUGUUCACCGACACCAACCUGUGACCCCGAGGACGACCUUUGAACCCGACGGGGGCGCCGGGCCACGCCCUCGCACGAAGCCCCGACGCUUUACGUCUGACAGCCGAGGGGAGCGUUUCUUCUCACUCACGAUGAAGAAGAAAAAGAAAAAGAAGAAGCAGCACAUCUGGUGAAAAGAUCACUGGAGUAACCAUGGCGACUGGGAGGAGCUAUAAGUGGAAAUGUUACUGCUCUGACAUUAAAAACACAUCUGGUCCAGAUACAUUGAGAGUGAAGAGGAGGACGAAGAAUACAGACUCUGCAGCUGUACGGUCAUGUAGAAGAACAUAUUUAACUUUUUUUUAUUUUUCUCUAGAGUACCUUUUUCCUGGUAAUUUUAAUAAUUUUUUAGAAUUUUUAAGGAGGCGUAAUUCUAAUUGUUUGAAUUUAUUUUGUAACCACCAGCUCUACAUGACAGAAAACGUUUGUUAUCUUAUAUUUUAGUCCGUUGCUGAGCAACUUUUUGCAUAAAAAAUGGAUUAAUCGCAAUAUUGAUAUGAAAACAGUAGAAAUAAUAUACAUGAAACACAUUUUGAUAUUAAUAUUCAGUAUCUACAGAUGUAAUACGUCCCUCUCAGAUCCGGCCAUGUUGAGAGCUGUGAGAAGCAAUGGAAACGCUCCCAUCCCGUGUGAAGCAUAAUGUCGGUUCAGAUUCAUGAGAAAUAAAGUAAA